AAUGAUGAAAUUACCGAUUUAUUUUUUGAUAAGCCUGUUAUUACCUUCUGUAAUUUUCUCCGGGCUCAUACCACGAACACCGAAAUUCCGUUCCAUAGAAGACGGACGUGGAAAGCCUUUCUUUGCACUCGAUAUUUUGGGUUUGGCUAAACUUCAUGGUCGGAAAAUAGAGUGGUACAAUGUUACUACAGAGGAUGGGUAUAUUCUCGCUCUGCACAGGAUUCUUCCGAAUUCCUCUUCGGAGGAGGAAAACACCACUCAGAGGCCUGUGGUUUUGCUUCAGCCUGGAUUGAUUGCGACGUCAGAUGUUUUUGUUUUUUUUAAUUCUCCGAGGAGUCUCGGAUAUCAAUUAUCAGAUGCUGGAUAUGACGUAUGGUUGGGUAAUUUCAGAGGAAGUACAUACUGUUUGAACCAUGAAAGGCUGAUGUUUGAUGAGCCUGAAUUUUGGGACUUUAGCAUGGAUGAGUGUGCCCUUAUAGAUAUUCCAGCACAGAUUGAUUUCGCCCUAAAAAUGACUAAUCAGUCGUCUUUAUCAUUCAUUGGUCACUCAAUGGGCGCCACUGCUCACAUCAUGCUCCUGAGUGAUCGUCCAGAGUAUAACAAAAAAAUGGAUUUCGUGGCCUAUUUCGCCCCAGUUGUCUACUCAAUAACUCGGAAUAGUCGGAGGGAUAUCGUGCCUUUCCUAACCCUGAUACCUCAAAUAUUCAGGCCGAAUGGAGACUAUGAAGUAUUCAGCCAGAACUUGCUCAACCCUAUCGUCAUCUACUUCUGCGCCUCCACCAAAUCUCUGCUUGAAUGGUGUCAGAGCCUGGUGGACAUACUCGCAGGAUACGAUCGAGUACAAUUUCAAGUAGCCAAUUUUUUGGGUUUGAUGACUUAUUAUCCAGCGGGGUCAUCAGCCAAAGUUUUUUAUCAGUACAGCCAGCAAACACUGACUGGAACAUUCCGGAAAUUUGAUUACUUGACGAGAGAUCUGAAUCUCCAGCACUACGGCCAGCCCACACCCCCAGAAUACGAUAUGAGUAUCAUCGACGUGCCUGUAAUGGCGAUAUUUACCGGUCCUGGUGAUCCCUCUAUCACGAAUGAGGAUAUCAAAUUUUUUGUCAAACGUAUGUCACCGAAACAACAACAAUCUGUCAUCCACGAAGUCGUGAAAUUUCCUUCGUUCACUCACGGCUCAUUUAUUUUAGCUAAGGACAUCAAGCCACUAGUUAAUGAUCUAGUGGUGGACUAUCUACAAAAAUACUAUCAGAAUAAAACUGAUGGAUUUUAAUUGCUGAGGAUUAUU
Messenger RNA from Diachasmimorpha longicaudata, 1288 nucleotides. RefSeq names its product gastric triacylglycerol lipase-like. The record is from RefSeq and is a predicted model, not a curated record. Lineage: Eukaryota; Metazoa; Arthropoda; Insecta; Hymenoptera; Braconidae. Gene Ontology annotation, molecular function: hydrolase activity, acting on ester bonds. The coding region runs from base 2 to 1273 and encodes 423 amino acids. The transcript is spliced from 6 exons. Gene Ontology annotation, biological process: lipid metabolic process.